Molecule: messenger RNA, 2230 nt
Organism: Hemiscyllium ocellatum (epaulette shark)
Lineage: Eukaryota; Metazoa; Chordata; Chondrichthyes; Orectolobiformes; Hemiscylliidae
Gene: fastkd3
Product: FAST kinase domains 3
Exons: 7
Coding region: 86-2074 (662 amino acids)
Biological process (GO): mitochondrial RNA processing; regulation of mitochondrial mRNA stability
Cellular component (GO): ribonucleoprotein granule; mitochondrial matrix
Molecular function (GO): RNA binding
Source: RefSeq, a predicted model, not a curated record
AAGGGAGAGAGAAAGGAGGGGAAAGGGCGACAGAAGAGCGAGAAGGUGGAGUGAGAGAGUGACGAGUAACGUUGCUGAAGCUGCUAUGGCAUUAAAUCUUCUAAGAGUGUUUCAUUUUCUUUCGUCGGACUUACAGACAUACAAUGUUUUACAAAUCGUGAAGCGACAGCUGUGUUCCUGCAAAAGCCUUAACAAAAUUCUGUAUCCGCAAUAUAACAAGACUUUGUCAGUAGGACCUCUAAAGGCAUGGUAUCAUCAGAUUCCUCAUAAAGGAUACCACAACCUGGUCAGAGACCAGCCUUGUGACACCUUGGGAACAGAGUGUCUCCAUGGGGAUGCUGGGGAGAACCUUAACUUGGACAACAAGCAGAACGGAUCCUCCAAUGAGCAGGAGUUUUUGAAACAUUUGAACAACUGUAAAACUGCGAAGCACAUCUUUAAACUUCUGAACUCUUCCGGUGCAUUUACGGAUACAAUGGCUGCUGCUGCAUUGCUUAAAAUAUCACAGAUUGAAAGAGAUGGGAGUAGUCUGAAAAGCCCUGGGGACCUGCUGGAGAAUGAAGCUUUCAAGGCAUUGUGCUUCCAGUUCGAGCACGAGUCUUUGAGGCUCAGCAGUGCAGCACUGGUGACUGCUCUGUAUGCUUACGUUCAACUGUAUGUGGACCCACAGAGCACACUCAUGGUGCGACUGGUGUCAGAAUGUCAGAUGCGACUUAAUAACAGACAGAUGUCCAUUAAAGACUUGUGUUUGUUGGGCAAGGCUUUGCUGGACCUGGAAGGCCCGGGGUGUAGAAUGUUUAAGCAAGUAAUGGAUGAAAUUCAAAGAAUGAAAAUUGUUAAUUGGACAUCUGAAGAGAUAGUAAUGGUUUAUAAUUUGCUGGAGGCGAGUAUGGGAGAAGGAGGAAAUUAUCAGCAGUUGCUGAACAAAAUUAAUACCCAUACUGUUCAUUUAGUUUCCAAGUUGAGUCGUAAAGCCAAAAAUGACAUCCUGAAUGCAAUGGUUGUCCUUAAACAAACCCAAGCACUUCCUUUGGUGAUUAAUCUAUGCAAACAUUCAGUGAGACAUGUUCCCCAAUUCUCAGACCAGGAACUCAUAGUGGUACUGAAUGCUCUCAUGUACUUUGGACACAGUGACAGAUUUUUUGUUGACGCUUUGGAGCAAAAUGUCCCCAAAAACGCCUUUGUCUUAAAACCAGAGGCAAUCAGUAAAGUGAUGCAAUACUGCAGCCAACGGCGAAUCCUGUCACUUCCCAUAUUUGAUGCAGUUGCUGAGAGUUUUGUUUACAAUUCAGAUAAUUUUACAACUGAAGAAAUUGCCUUACAAAUUAUGCCGUUUGGCAAGCUGAACUAUCUGCCACCAAAUGCUGGCCAGCUCUUCGGAAAGAUUGAAAAUUUAUUAAGAGGACGAUUUUCACAAUUUCAGCCACGUACUUUGUUGAACCUUCUUCAUUCCUGUAUAUUAAUAGGACGCUUUCCUGUGAAUUUUGUAGCCAAAAUCUUUAGUCCAUACUUUCUGCAGCAGCUGGAAGCAGAAGGAACAGGUUUUGACAAGUUUGUCUUUGCCCAGUUGACUCAACUGUUCAUGACUAUGAAACUGGAGUGCCGAACCUAUGAGGGUCCUAGCCUUCCUUCAAAGUAUCGAGUGAAAUCUUUCAUUACACCAGGACGUUCAGUGGAAAGCCUGGUGGAUGAUCAUCUCUACAACAAAGUUAAGAAUGCCCUGAUUGAUCUUCUCGGAGCAAGGAAUUACUUUGCCUCCCGUGUGCUGACACCAUAUGGCUAUACAUUAGAUGUUGAGAUUAAAUUGGAUGAAGAAGGAUAUGUGCUCCCUGCCUCUCAGUACGAAGAGGUAUUCCGAAGAGUAGCACUCUGCAUUGAUGACCAGAGAAGGUUCUCUGCAAAUACUCAAAAUCUACUCGGUAAGGAAACUAUCAAACAGAGGCAACUACGGCUGCUGGGCUACGAUGUUGUACAGAUUCCAUUCUACGAAUUUGACAAGCUACAGAACAGUAAGGAGAUGGUAGAAUACCUUCACAAGAAGAUCUUUCCAUACAGCUACAGACUUGCUUGGUGAAAAAAGCUAAAACAUAGCCAAUUAAUUUCCGCUUUCCACAAUGCAAUGCCAGCAUUUUGCAUUGGUGGCUGCCUUACAGCAAUGUUUAUCUACUAUUAAGCAUCUUGAUUACACUCGUGUAAAUAAAACCAUUACUGAAAAUAAUGUAUAAAAAUA